Messenger RNA from Cladophialophora psammophila CBS 110553, 1830 nucleotides. RefSeq lists its product as uncharacterized. NCBI's taxonomy places the organism in Eukaryota, Fungi, Ascomycota, Eurotiomycetes, Chaetothyriales, Herpotrichiellaceae. The coding region runs from base 1 to 1830 and encodes 609 amino acids. The transcript has 2 exons. The record is from RefSeq and is a predicted model, not a curated record.
AUGGAUCGCAAGUCACCUUCUCACGACACCUCUCUGCUUGACGGUACACACUCACUGGCACCACCAUCUCAGUCGCAAGAAGAUCCCUAUAAUCCGCCUACAAUCGAUCAGUCGCAUGAUGUUGCCCUGGUGAUCAGAGUGCUCAACCAAUCCUACAAUUGCCAUGGCGUCUAUCAUUCAAAGAUCUUGCUCUGGGGCUCCGCGGGCUGUGGCAAGCGCCGCAUUGCCACUGAAGCUGCGCUACAGUUUUCCGCCCGGACGGGCUGCAAAAUCCUAUGGAUAGAUGGCCGAUCGUUUGAAUGUUUUAUCCGCGAUUAUCGAGCAGCCUACACCAUCAUCACCGGCGAGAAUCUCCCUCAGGGCCUCACAUUAACCCAUACACUCCUGAAGAUCAAGUCCACCCUGGAAGCUCGCCGGGAUGAGUCACUCAUAGUCGUCUUCGACUUGCAGUUCUAUCUCGAAGAGGACGUGGAGACCGCACUGAGUACACCGGAUCUCUUUCUCCCAGACCGGUGUCGUAUUCUCUUUACGUCUUCCUAUGUCAUCCCCUCGGAAUGCGUCAGCGGUAACCGGGGCUCCUCUGUGACAUGUGGACUCAAGCUUGCCAGACGAGCGAUAUGCCUGUAUGUCGGCGGCCUCAACGAGGAACAAGGCAUGCAGUAUUUUAGGGCUUCGGUGCCGAAUAGCAACGAUGCAGUCGACUCUCUCCGCGCUUUCGGGCACAGAGACUCAUGGCAAACCACGCCGCUUCGGCUUGCACUUUCUUGUGCUUGUAUGCGCUUACUGCAGGUCUCCCCGAAACAUUUUCAUCGACUAUGCGCACACAAAGCCCGGGAAGGCUGUAGUCCAUCAUGGCCAGGCUACAGUCCGAUCUUUUCGGACAUAAUGUGUAUCCUGUGGGACGCGCUCAAUGACUAUGAUAUUGCUGCAGGGCGGUUGUUGGCCAUAUGCUCAAUCGUCGAUCGAGUCGCCAUUCCCGUUUCACUUGUUGAAAAAUUCCCAAUAUUUCAGAAUAAUCGAGAGCGACUCCUUUCCGCAAUCGAUGUCCUUCGUCUGAGUGGGUUAGUUGAGAUCCACCGGGGAGCUGGGCUUGAUACAAUCAACCUUCACCUACAGGUGCAACGCUGGCUGCAACUCAAACGUCGAAGGAUUGAGGACAAACAAGAGCUUACAGAUCUUGUCCACGCCUGGGUCUCUGUGCUCAGCGACUAUCUAACCAAACCCAAAGACGAGCUCCCGAAGAAUGAUCCCAUCUUUGAUGCUGAGAAAUUCUGGCGAAUGCUCGCUCAUGUCACGUCGCUUUGCAGUCUCAAAUCACGGCAAACUCGGGAGCUGUGCAGCAUGCAAUACAUGGCUUUCUUGAAGCAUGUCGCCAUUUUCCUUGUCGAAGACGGUUUCUUUGUAGGCAUGGCGUGGGCAGCUGUAACUCAUGCGUUAAGCAUGUGCACGCUUUUACAAUCUCGGCAAGUUCAUAACUUGGAACUAGACCGUGAGUACGUCCACAUUCGACAAGUAAAGGCCAAUGCCUACAUGAAUAUGUCGGAGUAUGGUCAAGCCGAGAUUGAACUUCGGGAGGCCAAGCGAGUUCUUAGUCGUCGCCUAUCAGGCAGCGCCGACAGCACACAGACAUUGCGCGAGAUUCAGGACACGGAAGCGUACCUGAGUGUCGUGCAAGGGAAAUGGGCUGAGGCGGGCCGAAUGCUCACUGAAUUGCUGGCCUACCCCGAACCUAAUGCUGAACCGUCCAAGGUUGCACAGCGACACUAUUGGAUGGCGAAAACAAAAGCGGCUGUGGGUACAGAUAUCAGCGCAUUGGCACAUUCGCAGUAA